Molecule: messenger RNA, 1785 nt
Organism: Iphiclides podalirius (scarce swallowtail)
Lineage: Eukaryota; Metazoa; Arthropoda; Insecta; Lepidoptera; Papilionidae
Source: the annotation of a GenBank genome assembly
AUGGGAUUGCAACAGAAUUUCCAAUUACACUGGUCAAUUCCAAUUCCGGACAGCUUGGCGAUGGACCCGCUGGCGCCCACAGCGCUUGCGGUCUCCUCCGAUUUCAUGGAUCGUAUCGGUAGUGGAUUGACCUUACUAAGAGAUCACGGAAAGAAAGUUCAAAAGUACCUGUGGAAAAGCAGAAAAUUUGAUGUACUGAAGAAAUCAUGGAAAUCACAAGUAAAUAUUGUACUUGUGGAUGCCAAAGAUUUGCCAGGGGAUGACAUCUUAACAAACACAAAUGCUCUGUACUGCAAAUUUAGGUUAGGUAAUGAAUCUUAUAAGUCAAAGCAGGUAUCAAGGUCGAAACCAAUGUGGAGGGAAAGAUUCAAUCUGUAUAUGUAUGAGGACAGCAAUUUGGAAGUCAAAGUGUGGCAUAAAGUGAAACAAAAGACAUUCGUGGGCAGAUGUGUCAUCGAUCUCGCCCAGCUUGAGAGGGAGAGAACUCACGAGCUUUGGCAAGAGUUGGAGUACGGCCACGGGUCUCUUCAUUUAUUAGUAACGCUGAGCGGUUCAGAAAGCAGCGCAACUGUGGACAGCGUGCCUACAACCAACAGUGUACAGCACAUCGCUACAGCGGACGAUAAAUAUACAUGGUAUCGUCUGGAAAACAACUGGAACGAAGUCGGUCAGCUAUCAGUCACCGUGCACGGCGCCAGAGGUCUAAGUUCCCUUGGUCUAAAUGGGAACAUAGACGCAUACUGUGUCCUAGAGGUGGACAACGCAAGAGUCCAGACCCACGCGGUGCACAACACCUGCGAGCCGAACUGGAACAAAAACUUCAUAUUCAACAUUAAUGACGUGACAUCCACGUUGGACAUAACAAUUUACGACGAAUCCAUAAUCCAAUCGAUGAAAGGGGAAACACUGGGGAAGAUAUCAAUACCUCUGUUAAGAAUAAACAACAACGAAAAGAAAUGGUAUGCUCUGAAAGAUCGAUCAAAGAAGAACAGCGCAAAAGGGAAUUGUCCUAGGAUUUUAUUGGAGAUGUCUCUGGAAUGGAAUCCGAUAAAAGCCUCACUACGUGUACUGAGUCCGAAAGAGACCAAAUAUGUUCAGAAGCCACCAAAGUUUAGCAUACCUCUAAUCUAUAGCAAUUUGAAAUUCAUUAAAGUCGUAUUCGACUAUAUAUAUUUAGGCAACGAAUAUUUUAAGAAUACAUUUGAGUGGGAGAAUCGGGAACAAUCGGCCCUGGCAUUGGGUGCAUGGCUGAUAUUCUGGUACUUCUUUCGAAUGUGGAUGACUCCGCUUCUUUUAGUGGUGCCGUUCAUUCCUUACUGGGCGAUGUAUCGAGGAAACAAUUGUUCUCCGUUACUGCCGGCCUUCACUGAAGAAGAAGCAUCAGAAGAAGAAAUAGAACUACAAAAGGAUGAUAAAACAAUUAUGACACGGUUGAACCAGCUGCAAGAUCUUACCUUCACGAUAAAAAAUGGCAUUGACUACAUAGUUUCGGUGCUCGAAAGAAUUAAAAACUUGUUGAAUUUUAGCGUGCCGUAUUUAAGCUAUUUAGCAAUAAUCGCUUUAACAGCAGCUGCUAUAGUGUUUUAUGUGAUACCUGUGAACUACAUAUUUAUGGCAUUAGGCAUGUACAAGUUCACGCGGAAGGCUUUAAAUCCAGAUAGAGUUCCCAAUAACGACAUCCUGGAUUUCAUAUCUCGCGUUCCGGAUAAUGAGAUUUUGAAACAAUGGCGGGAACUGAAAGUUGCAGACUCAACUUUAUGUCGGUCCAAUUCUAUGAAGCGGCGG